AUGUCUUCAGUUCCUCCAGUUUAUAUUGUCUCCGCUGUGAGAACACCCAUUGGUUCAUUCUUGGGUUCCCUCUCUAGCAAGAGUGCUACUGAAUUAGGUGGUAUUGCUAUCAAGGCUGCCGUUGAGCGUGUACCAGAGAUCAAGCCUGAAGAUGUUGAGGAAAUCUUCUUCGGCAAUGUUUUAUCCGCAAAUUUGGGACAAAACCCUGCUCGUCAAUGUGCUAUUGCUGGCGGACUCACUGAAGGCGUUGUCUGUACUACCGUUAACAAAGUCUGUGCUUCUGGAACCAAGGCCAUCAUUCUCGCAGCUCAAACAAUCAUCACUGGUAACGCUGAUAUUGUUGUAGCCGGUGGUACAGAGUCUAUGUCUAACGUUCCUCAUUACCUCCCAACUCUCCGAAAUGGUGCUAAAUAUGGUGACCAAACUUUGGUGGAUGGUGUUCUCAAGGAUGGUCUCACUGAUGCCUACAACAAAAAGGAGCAUAUGGGAAUGGCUGCUGAAGAGUGCCACGUCGAUCAUGACGUUAGCAGAGAGCAACAAGAUGAGUAUGCUAUCAAGUCGUAUCAAAAGGCUCAAAAGGCAACCGAAGCUGGUAUCUUCAAGACCGAGAUCGUUCCAGUUGAAGUCAGUGGUUGCCGUGGAAAGCCAAAUGUCAAGGUCGAGAGAGAUGAUGAGGUCAAGAACUUGAAUGUUGAGAAGCUCAAGGCUAUGAGACCCGCUUUUUUGCCAAAUGGAGGCACCGUCACCGCACCAAAUGCUGCACCACUCAACGAUGGUGCUUCAGCUCUUGUUCUAGUCUCGGAAGCUAAGUUGAAGGAACUCGGUCUUAAGCCUUUGGCAAAGAUUCUUGGUUGGGGUGAUGCAGAAAAAGCACCAAGCAAAUUCACCACCGCUCCAUCAUUGGCUAUCCCUAAAGCUUUGAAGCACGCCAAGAUUGAUGCUUCAGCUGUUGAUUAUUACGAGAUCAAUGAGGCUUUCUCAGUUGUCGCUUUGGCAAACAUGAAGAUCCUCGGAUUGGACGAAUCUAAGGUCAACAUCCACGGAGGUGCUGUCGCUAUAGGACAUCCUCUUGGUUGUUCCGGUGCCAGAAUUGUCACCACAUUGAUCAAUGUGCUGAGAGAGCAGAAGGCAAAGAUUGGUGUGGCCGGUAUUUGCAACGGGGGUGGUGGAGCAUCUGCUCUUGUUAUUGAAUCUUUGCAGUAA
Botrytis byssoidea is the source of this 1203-nucleotide messenger RNA. RefSeq lists its product as uncharacterized. Gene Ontology annotation, biological process: ergosterol biosynthetic process; fatty acid beta-oxidation. Gene Ontology annotation, molecular function: acetyl-CoA C-acetyltransferase activity. The transcript has 4 exons. NCBI's taxonomy places the organism in Eukaryota, Fungi, Ascomycota, Leotiomycetes, Helotiales, Sclerotiniaceae. Bases 1 to 1203 code for a protein of 400 amino acids. The record is from RefSeq and is a predicted model, not a curated record.